AUGGAGGGCCCUUUGCACCCACGCAGUGAUGGCGGCACCUCCCAGAUGACUAUCGCCGUGCGGGCUGUUGUGCUGGCCCUGGCGAUUCCCACGACUCUUGUCUGUGUAUUGCGGUUGUACCUGCGCAAGUUUGUGACCAAGCAAUUCGGGCUAGAUGACUGGUUCGUGCUCGUCGCGCUGAUCGGAGUAGAUUUGUUUUCAGCGCUGGCAUACACAAUCACCUACUACGGCCUGGGCCAACCCUUAAACCAAGUCUCCGCCGACCAGCUCGUGGUCUUUCUGACUCUCGAAUAUGCCUCGCAAUGCGCCUACCUCUUCAUCGCAGCCACGGUCAAAGCCAGUCUUCUCCUCUUCAUCAUGCGUCUCUUCCCGACCCGAUUCGUCCAUACCGUCGGCAAAUGUCUGCUAGGAGUCAUCGUGGCGUUUACGUUCUCAGGCACCUUGGCGCUGGUCUUCCAAUGUCGACCCGUGCAGGCCGCGUACGACAAGACGAUAGCAGGCGCCUCCUGCUACCCAACCGAAACAUCCUAUGCCAUUCUCAUGAUGCAGGGCGUCAUCAUGCCGAUCUGGCAGCUGCAGAUGCCCAUGAAGAAGCGCCUAUUGGUGAUCGGGCUGUUAUGUAUCGGGUUCACGGCAUGUGUGGCGGCACUCGUGCGGUUCUCGACGCUCAAGUUCGCCAACGACACGACGAACUUUACCUACUCGGCAUCCAUGUCCCUAAUCUGGAUGGAGGUCGAGUUCAACCUAGGGCUGAUGUCCGGGUCGUUGUCUUCGCUACGCAAACUUUGGGGUCUUCGCUCCCUUUCGUCCGCGCCAGACGGUACGUACAGCGAUUCGAGGCAUUCGACGCACUUCGAUCUGGUCCCUCGGAGCUGGGGACAACGCGGAAUCACGAAGAAGACAGAGAUCAUGAGGGUGGUGGAAGGGAAUGAAAGCCAGGACCCGAUUACAUCUACCUAA
Molecule: messenger RNA, 960 nt
Organism: Aspergillus homomorphus CBS 101889
Lineage: Eukaryota; Fungi; Ascomycota; Eurotiomycetes; Eurotiales; Aspergillaceae
Exons: 7
Coding region: 1-960 (319 amino acids)
Source: RefSeq, a predicted model, not a curated record